Pseudocercospora fijiensis CIRAD86 is the source of this 1318-nucleotide messenger RNA. RefSeq lists its product as uncharacterized. The coding region runs from base 733 to 1020 and encodes 95 amino acids. The record is from RefSeq and is a predicted model, not a curated record. Lineage: Eukaryota; Fungi; Ascomycota; Dothideomycetes; Mycosphaerellales; Mycosphaerellaceae. The transcript has a single exon.
UUCACGAUAUCCAUGGCCUCUUCCAAGCCUCGAUGCAAGCAAGCACUGCCAGGCCAUUGGGAAUUCUUUUGUGUGCAAAGAGGAUGACUUGAAGUCUAAUGCCAUAUCGAGGUCUUGCAGAAAGCAAUUGAGAUGUGGUUGAAUUUUGCGCACGAUCUGCGAGGUGAACACGAGAUCACAGGAGGCUGGGAGACGCGUGGAAUGCUCCGGACCAUCAUUGGUGUUUGUAUCCAUUACGCCAUUUGUGUGCAAAAGUGACCAGAUGUGGAGGUCGCUCAUGGCCAUUUCCCAUGUUGCCCUGAACGGUAUAUUUCUUGAAGAAGAGUUUCGCACGUUCACAUCUGACUGGUUGUAUGGCGACACAUCCGUGAUUGUUGGGUGGCCAGGAAUCUCGCGUAUACUUGAUAGUUCUUGUUGGCUGAGUCGUUUUGCUGAUGCCCUUGUUUCUCAGUCAGAAUAAGCCUCGGAGUGCUCGAAGCUGUCUUGUUCCCGGGCCCAAUUUACCACCUCUCAGCAUGGUAAGUACACGAAAAAGGACCUCGGAAAACGUCUUGCUAGCCUGUACAUUGCACAGCAAGUCGGCAAUGCUUUCGGCGGUCUCUUCGCUGCUGCUAUUCUUCAGCUUGCUGGUAACGUUACAUACGGUAUCACAGGCGCAGGAGCAGGGUGGAGAUAGCUCUUCAUGAUCGAGGGUAACGCCAGGUUGGUAUCGGCCUCAUCUUCGCAAUCAUCAUGCCGGAAUUCCCUCAAAGGCUUCGCUGCUGUUCGCUUCGCUCAGCUCACACAUCCUGCUCUGCAAUCUUCGACCUGGCAACACCGAUAUCAUACCGCGCCACAGCAUCCGCACUCGUCAACCUGAUCGGCGGGACGUCGAAAAUCUGGUCGUCGUAUCUUUACUCUGCUCCGCCACACUUCUAUGCAGCUUUCGGGAUUGCGGUUUCACAAUCACUGUGUGCGCCUAGAUUCCGGCCGGGAAAAGGUAAUGAAGCAGGAGGGAGGUGGUACGCAGGAAAGGGUUGACCCGUACAAGAUGUUCUGAAGAGCCUGUAUUCGGUAUCGGUCAACAAUGCAAGCUCUUUAUUCACUUGCCUUGACCCAUCGGGACUAUCGCAAAGAACACAUCUCCAACACUGUGCGGGGUCUUCUCCCUAGCCAUGUGAUCCGCGUAGCGUAUGACCUGUGAGUUUUGCUCAUUGUAUCUUGUUCCGCAUUUUCAUGCAUACAUUAGCACAAGGGUGUGUCGUGGCCUCGGCGAUGAAAGGGCGUUGCUAUGCUGGCGACACAGAUCGCGAUGAGACUGCGGAAGUUGCGAGUAUUG